AUGGGAAGAAAGGCUUUUGAUAUCGUUAAAAAAAGCAAUAUUCUUUUACGUGAUACUCGUAUCUCCCAGCAUGAAAUUUCGCGAAGAUUAAAUAUUUCUCAACAUUGGGUUCGCCAAGCUACUGGCAAGUUUAACCAAAUUUGCAAGUUGGCUACAAAACCAGGAGCUGAACGUCAUUCUAAAUUAAUGAAACGUCAAAAACGCGUCAUCAAACUUCAGCAACUCCGGAAUGAUACUUUUUCUUUGACUGAUCUCGCCCGACAUGCUCAAGCAAAUUUAAAUAUUACUAUUAGUGGUCGAACUGUAAGUCGUAUUCUUCGUGAAUUUGAUUUGACUUCAUAUGUUGCAAAAAGAAAACCUCAAACAAUUUAUGAACAAAGACGUAAUCGACUUUUUUGA
Rotaria socialis is the source of this 399-nucleotide messenger RNA. The record is from the annotation of a GenBank genome assembly. Lineage: Eukaryota; Metazoa; Rotifera; Eurotatoria; Philodinida; Philodinidae.